AUGGACGUCACUGUGAGCCCCAGGGUCUCGGUGGGAACCCCCGCACCUCCCCACUCGUCGGACCGCAUCAAGAAUGCUGCGGACAUCUCAGUCAUUGUCAUCUACUUUGUGGUGGUCAUGGCCGUGGGCUUGUGGGCCAUGCUGAAGACCAAUCGAGGGACAGUGGGAGGCUUCUUCCUGGCUGGCAGGGACAUGGUGUGGUGGCCAAUCGGUGCCUCUCUCUUUGCCAGUAACAUUGGCAGUGGCAGUUUCGUGGGACUGGCUGGGACUGGUGCAGCCUCAGGAAUUGCUGUUACCGUGCUUGAGACAAAUGCUUUGCUAUUGCUGUUGGUCCUAGGCUGGCUCUUUGUCCCCAUUUACAUCAAAGCUUCGGUGGUGACCAUGCCAGAGUACCUGAAGAAGAGGUUUGGAGGGAAGAGGAUUCAGAUCUACUUCUCUGUCCUUUCCCUGUUCUCAUCUGUGGCCAUGAGGAUCUCAACGGACAUGUUCUCAGGAGCCAUAUUCAUCAAUGUGGCCCUUGGGUUGGAUAUUUACGUAGCCAUCUUCAUCCUAUUGGUCAUCACGGGGAUCUUCACGGUUGCAGGUGGCUUGGCCUCUGUGAUUUACACUGACACCCUGCAGACAGUCAUUAUGCUGGUUGGCUCUUUCAUCCUUACUGGCUAUGCUUUUGCAGAAGUAGGAGGGUAUGAGGCCUUCACUAAGAAGUAUAUGAAAGCCAUCCCAUCUGUCAUCACAGACAACAACGUAACUCUGAGCCCAGAAUGCUACAUGCCCAAAGCAGACUCCUUCCACCUCUUCCAGGAUCCCAUCACUGGUGAAUUGCCAUGGCCGGGAAUCAUCAUUGGAAUGAACCUUGUUUCUCUUUGGUACUGGUGUACAGACCAGGUGAUUGUGCAGCGAUGUCUCUCAGGGAAGAACCUGUCCCAUGUGAAGGCUGGCUGCAUCUUGUGUGGCUAUCUGAAGCUGAUGACCCUCUUCCUUAUGGUGAUGCCUGGUAUGAUCAGCCGCAUUCUGUACCCAGAUGAAAUUGCCUGUGUUGUGCCUUCAGAAUGUGAGAAGCACUGUGGUACCAGUGUGGGUUGCACCAACAUGGCUUACCCAAAGCUGGUGAUAGAGCUCAUGCCUAAUGGACUUCGAGGACUGAUGUUGUCAGCCAUGUUGGCAUCACUCAUGAGCUCCCUCACCUCUAUCUUCAAUAGUUCCAGUACACUAUUCACCAUUGACAUCUAUACCAAAUUUCGAAAGAGAGCAUCGGAGAGAGAACUGCUGAUAGCAGGAAGGUUGUUCAUCAUCGUCCUGAUUGCCCUCAGCAUUGCUUGGGUCCCAUUAGUCCAGGAUGGUCAAAAUGGUGAACUCAUCCAGUAUGUGGAAUCAAUAUCGAGUUACCUUGGGUCCCCCAUUGCAGCUGUGUUCCUGCUUGCCAUCUUCUGCAAGAGAGUUAAUGAGCAGGGAGCUUUCUGGGGAUUGAUGCUUGGACUUGUGGUUGGCCUAACUCGUAUGAUUGCUGAGUUUGCCUAUGGGACAGGCACCUGCAUGGUCCCCAACCAGUGUCCCAACAUCAUCUGUGGAUGGCAUUUCUCCUAUUUUGCCAUUUUUCUCUUCUCAUUGACAGCCUUGGUUGUAGUUGGUAUUUCUCUGUUGACAAAACCUAUUCCUGACAUACAUCUGCACCGCCUUUGCUGGGCUCUCCGCAAUAGCCAGGAAGAACACGUAGAUCUGAGUCCUGAGCAGUAUGGACAAGAGGAAGCUGGAGACCAGGGGGAAGAAGGUGAUAUUUACCUUCCUCCAGAUGGUACAGAAGAAUCCCAAGGGUGCUGCAAGAGGGCCUGGAAUGCAUUCUGCGGGCUGGAGCCAAAGAAAGGCCCCAAGCUGACCAAGGAGAAGGAGGCUGCCAUGCAGAAGCAGUUGACAGACACAUCGGAAAAACCCUUGUGGAGGAACGUGGUGAAUGUCAAUGCCAUCCUGGUCCUGGCUGUGAGCGUCUUCUACCAUUCUUAUUUUGCCUGAGUCCUGCUUGGGGCUUCAGAGCAGUGUGAACCAAGCCUGGAAUACCAACCUUCCUCUUCCCUGUUAGCUCUUCAUUGGACUGUGGAAGGGCAGCAAACAGGUAUGAAUGAAAGC
Molecule: messenger RNA, 2121 nt
Organism: Trichosurus vulpecula (common brushtail)
Lineage: Eukaryota; Metazoa; Chordata; Mammalia; Diprotodontia; Phalangeridae
Product: solute carrier family 5 member 4-like
Exons: 15
Coding region: 1-2007 (668 amino acids)
Biological process (GO): transmembrane transport; sodium ion transport
Cellular component (GO): plasma membrane
Molecular function (GO): D-glucose:sodium symporter activity
Source: RefSeq, a predicted model, not a curated record